Mangifera indica (mango) is the source of this 2009-nucleotide messenger RNA. Its product is annotated as probable arabinosyltransferase ARAD1. Gene Ontology annotation, molecular function: glycosyltransferase activity. Bases 425 to 1720 code for a protein of 431 amino acids. The record is from RefSeq and is a predicted model, not a curated record. Lineage: Eukaryota; Viridiplantae; Streptophyta; Magnoliopsida; Sapindales; Anacardiaceae. The transcript has 4 exons.
CCUUGCCUAUGAAGAACCAAGAAGAGCACAGUAAUAAACCCACGUUGAACUGCCAUAGACAACCGUUAGUUUAAUUAUAAAAAGGAAAAAAAGUUUCGUUAAAACUUAAAUUCUACUUCAUUUAACUACCCAGAUGCGGUAUCACGGAGAUCUGGCUGUACAGAAAUGGAAGUGGCAUGGCAGAGAAGGUGGUUUCUUCGAGGUAAAUAUACAAAUUAAUCCGAUUUGAUUAUAAAAAAUUAGUACCGGGUACCGCCUACAACAGUGGGCAGAGCACGUUAAAUGGCAUGGCUGGCUGCAAGGUGAGUGCAUAAUAAUAAUACUAUCCAGUCCAUAAAGCAGUGGAGCAACUGUGAAGACGCCGGCUGCCGCACAGAGGCGAGACUCUUGACGUCAGCUUCGUUAACGGCAAGAGUUCUCCAAAAUGUUUCGAAAAGUUAUCUUCUCUCUCAUUUUUUUCGUUCUUCUCAUCAUGUCGUACUCGAUUUUCAUCGGAACCGUCGAUAUUCGAUCGUACUUUAAUCCAUUAUUGCAGUCACCCUCCGCCGCGCUCUCCUCCUGUGCGACUAUCAAUGCUCCCCUUAAAGUUUACAUGUACGAUCUCCCGAGGAGGUUCCACGUCGGCAUGAUGAACAACCGGAGUCCUGACAACUUACCGGUGACCAAGGAGAAUCUGCCACCUUGGCCGCAGAAUUCAGGCUUGAAGCGACAGCAUAGUGUGGAGUAUUGGCUUAUGGCCUCGCUGUUGCACGAUGGUGGGGAUGGUGAAGAGAGAGAAGCGGUUAGGGUUUUGGAUCCGGAAAUUGCCGAGGCAUUUUUCGUGCCCUUUUUUUCUUCAUUGAGUUUUAAUUCUCAUGGCCAUAUCAUGACAGAUCCAGAUACCGAGAUUGACCACCAGUUGCAGAUUGAAGUACUGGAAUAUUUGCGGAAAUCAAAAUACUGGCAGAGGUCAGGAGGCAGAGACCAUGUAAUUCCCAUGACACAUCCGAAUGCCUUCAGAUUUCUUCGAGAGCUAGUAAAUGCAUCAAUUCUUAUUAUUGUAGAUUUUGGCCGCUACCCCAGGAACAUGUCUAAGCUAAGCAAAGAUGUGGUAUCCCCAUAUGUACAUGUUGUGGAAUCCUUUUCAGAUGAUGACCCUCCCGACACAUUUGAGUCUCGCACCACAUUGCUCUUCUUCCGUGGGAAUACAGUCAGAAAAGAUGAAGGCAAAGUUCGUGCCAAAUUAGCAAAGAUAUUAGCUGGCUGUGAUGAUGUUUACUACAAGCGUAGCUCAGCCACAACAACGAGCAUUAAAGAGUCCACACAAGGGAUGCGUUCUUCAAAGUUCUGUUUGCAUCCUGCUGGAGACACUCCAUCAUCGUGCCGCCUCUUUGAUGCUAUUGUUAGCCACUGCGUUCCUGUCAUUGUGAGUGACCGAAUUGAGCUCCCCUUUGAGGAUGAAAUUGAUUACACCCACUUCUCAGUUAUCUUCUCCGUUAAAGAGGCUGUGCAACCUGGUUACAUGAUUAACCAGCUCCGACAAUUUCCAAAAGAGAGAUGGAUUGAAAUGUGGGGGCAUCUUAAGAACAUCUCACAUCACUAUGAAUUCCAGUAUCCCCCCAAGAAAGAAGAUGCCACCAAUAUGCUAUGGAGACAGGUUAAACACAAACUUCCAGCAGUCUAUCUCGCUGUACAUAGACAACGAAGGUUGAAAGUACCAGAUUGGUGGAGGAGAAGAUAAGUUUUUGAUCUUCUUAUGCAACACUGUACAUUCAUAAACGUUUUGCAUCAUUGAUGAAUGCUGACCUUUUAUGGGCAAGAGGCAGAGAUAGUCAUGAGUUUCUAAUCCCCAUUGUUGGCCGGCCUUACAGUUGAUACAACAGAUAGAGCAUUUUACUUCUUUGACAUGGGGCUGUACACACACACACACACACGAAUUCAUUGAAGUCUUUUCAAACUAGCUGCAAUAAUGUCCAUAGAUUGUUCUAUAAUAUUUUCAGUGAUAUGGAUAGUGCCCAUCGAUUUAUCCA